Molecule: messenger RNA, 3503 nt
Organism: Pseudomassariella vexata
Lineage: Eukaryota; Fungi; Ascomycota; Sordariomycetes; Amphisphaeriales; Pseudomassariaceae
Exons: 1
Cellular component (GO): Swr1 complex
Molecular function (GO): histone binding; ATP binding; ATP hydrolysis activity
Source: RefSeq, a predicted model, not a curated record
CGGCGGAAAAAAAGGUCAUCAUCCUACUUUAUAGUGGGAAACAGCUUUUUCGACACAAAUUCCAUCAUAAUCAUCGACGCAAGGCUCUGAACAUGUUCAGACUUCGUAUCAAUGCUCUCAUGUCAUUUCUCCAUCUGUAGACGUACUUUUGGCCCCUUCAAAUGCAAUAUUCAUCGAGUUCGAGGUCUAUUUUCUCUUCCACACGCCCUGGACAGCUAUGACGGGCACCGCGUCGGUCGAUGCUGCACCCGCACACGACACGACAAAUUUUGAAGAGACAUCAUCCGCGACUCAACCCAUACGUGAGUUCGUGGCAGAAAAUGGCCACGCUCAUCCACAGUCGUUACUGCCCCCACUGAAAACCGACGAAUUAGGCGACCUCAGCAGUGGCUCUGAAUUAACGCCGAUAAAGUCGGACGACGAUGAGCCUCUUCUUGACGAGUCAGUUCCGCAAACCGCACCCCAAGAUGAGGAUGCCGAAGAUGCGAGAAGCGGUGAAGUUCACAACGAAGACAACCUCGACGAUAGACCUGCCAAGCGUCGUCGAGUUGCAACCCCACCUCCAAACCCCUCGAAGCGAAAGGCUCCUUCAAUAUCUCCCCCAUGGAAGAAAUUCGAGGCUGAGGGGCCAACAACCUUCAACGAGGGCGGCAAACGAAAAUCGGGACGUAUCAACCGUCUGCCUAUUGACCUUCAGCCUCAAGGAGCCAAGCGGAUGACUAGAGGUGCUCUGCAUGAACCCGGAGGCACUAUCUCAACCAAGGACAAGCAGGCAAUACCCAAGACCAGCGGGCAUGUCAACGGCCACCGAAGCAACACGUCUACUGCCAAAGGGAGCUCCUCUAAAUAUUGUGCCCCCCCUUCCAAAUCAGCCAGAAGGUCACAAACAAAUGGAACGAGGACCUCCCCAAGAACAAAUCGAAGACGCUCCCCAUCUCCCCCGGCGCAAACAUCGCCGAAGCGCACGUCGAAUAAAACGCGACGAAGCUCUCGACCCGUCCGAGAAAGUCUCGACGACUCCCCCGAUGAGUCGCGGCAAGCAAUUCAAGACAGCCCAAACGCACGUCCGACUCGAAUUCGAUUACGCUUGAGACCCCCCACCAUACCACUAGUUCACCCAGCGCAAGUCAAUGUCUUGCCCGGGCAAACCAUUGCGCGACCCAAACUUGGUGAAAACUUUGCCGAUUAUAUCUUGAAAGCACCCAGCAUAGAUAUCAAAGAUGGUGGUUGGCACGAUGAAACAGACGAUAGCGCCGCCUACACUGACGCACAGGCCAAAAGAGAUGCGAGACUCAUCAAGCGCAUUGAGCAGGAGGCGCAACCAGGCGGCCUACUCAGCGAGCAACUAUGUUCCGUAUAUGUCCCUGAGCCUGCCGAAGAGCCUCCUAGACUAUGGGCUCAUGCGGACCAUGUUGUCAAAGCUAUGAUGAAUUUCAGGAAGCUGAUGCUCAUGGAGCAGCAGCGGCACAAGCAAGCGGCCAAAAGACUAGCAGAAGCUUGUCGAGACGAGUGGAUUCGGAGACAACCCAAAUCCGCAGAACAAAUUGAAGCUGAAGUGAGGUUGGUGUGGAUUGCCAGAUACAAGAUUGUCGUCAAAGCAGUCAUUGGCACCUGGGAGAACGUCAAGAAUGAGAUCAACCGUCGCCGGCUGGAGGAAUGGGAGACUGCCGAACAGAAAAGGGUCAAAGCUGCCCUGAACGAAGCAGUCAAUAUGUCCGAGAUGAAACUGCAAGCGCGCCGAGCACAUUUUGACUCGGAGCUGCCCUCCGAUGAGGAUGAAGAAGAUGACGAAGAUCUCGACAUGUCGGAUAUGGAGGAUGAGGAAGUGGAGGAAGAAAUGGUGUCGGAAGACGAGCCUGGCUCCGAGAUUGAGAUAGAUGGACGAGACGACAUCAUGUCUUCAUCUGAUGAUGACGAUGAUGCCAAAUCCACCGCGUCAGAUUUCGGAUUGACUCAGGAGGAGCUACGAGAGAAGUACGCCAAUGUUCCCGAUCUACCAACCUCGGACAAGAUGCGCAAUGGUGUUUACGAGGACCAAGAGCAAGUAGUUCGAUCACAUCUGGCCGAUGGAGACGAUACGAGCGACGAGUCUGUUGACAUGGACGAUGAUUUGGGCACCAGCGAUGAAGGCAUGGACAGCGGCGACGACGAUGGAUCUGAGGCUGAUGAUGGUGACUCUGAGGAAGAUGACGCACCAUCUGGCAUGCUUGGUUUGCUUUUCGGCAAGUCUGAAUUGAAGAAGCUAAGGGAGGAUGCGCCGCCUACGACAAAUGGGCAUUCACCUGAGCUAUCCAAUGGUGUCAGCGAAGAGAUUGCAAACGGCGAAGAGCUGUCCUUAGGAACAACUCCUGAGCAUCCUCCUUACCACAACAAGGUCACCAAGCAAUGCGAUGGUGUUACCCAAGGGUUGACUGAUGCGAUACCGCUGGAGCCAUCGUCUACUGAUCAACUUCCUAUCGAUCCACCUUCCAACCCGUACGAGGCAAAUAAACCUGAUACGAUGGCCACGAUACCGGGACCCUUGAAGCCGGCAGAUGUGGAAAUGGAGAUGCUUAACGCCACCGAACUGGCACGCCAGGAAAGUAGCAACAAGACAUCCACUACAAACGUUGCCGAGGGAACAGCAGCAGUCCCAAGUGUUGAAGUGACAGCGCCUCCGGACGCCACCCAGACUAGUCCCGGGACGGAUAUCACGACAAACACAGCCAGCCGCGAUCCUAGUCAGUCGCCACGGACUACCGACAGCAAACCUUCAGACGCUGACACUGCAUCUUCCGUGAUCAAGUCUGGCGUGAGCAGGUCCACGUCUCCACAGGCUCAGGUUCCUAGUACAGAAGUGCCCUUCCUACUGCGUGGCAACCUACGUGAAUACCAGCAUUAUGGUUUAGAUUGGCUGGCUGGGCUGUACCAGAACAAGACAAACGGCAUCCUGGCGGACGAAAUGGGUCUCGGCAAGACCAUCCAGACCAUCGCCCUCCUUGCACAUCUCGCUGGUCAUCAUGAAGUUUGGGGCCCCCACCUAGUCAUUGUCCCGACUAGUGUUAUGCUCAACUGGGAAAUGGAGUUUAAGAAGUGGUGCCCGGGAUUCAAAGUUUUAUCCUACUAUGGCAGCAUAGAGGAACGCAAGCGGAAGCGUCACGGCUGGAAGACUGACGAUAUGUGGAAUGUCUGCAUCACGUCGUACCAGAUUGUUCUUCAAGACCAGCAAGUAUUCAAGCGCCGACAAUGGCACUACAUGAUCCUAGACGAGGCUCAUAACAUCAAAAAUUUCAAGUCCAAACGAUGGCAGACCCUCCUAGGUUUCAACACUCGAGCUAGACUAUUAUUGACAGGAACACCCCUUCAGAACAAUCUGACCGAACUCUGGUCACUAUUGUUCUUUUUAAUGCCGUCCGAGAAUGGCGUUGGCGGUUUUGCUGACCUGGCGGAAUUUCAGGACUGGUUUCACAAGCCAGAAUCCCAAAUUUUGGAAAGUGGAAGGGAGCAAAUGGACGACGAAGCCC